UUAGUCAACACCAAAGAAGAAGAACGUGAAUAGAAUAGUUUCUUUCAAAUGGGUCGAUGUGGACAGAAAAUUCAGUAUGUAUUGUUAUGUAGCCAGGUAGGCCUUUAACCCGAUUGGAGUGAUCUGGAGUAAUCCUUAUAAACGGAGCAGCAUUGAAGUUCUACACACGUCUGUUUUCUCUGAUCGUACUUUCCUUCAACAUGUGCUCCUUUCUGACAGUUGUAGGUGUCGGUACGAUCUGUGAUGACGACAUAUAACUUUACGUGAAUUGAGCGUUUAUUUCUCAAUUACUGUUUUUUUAAGCAAUUACUAUUUUUCAUGCAAAUCAAAAUAUUAAUUUUAUUUAGAAUCUUAUCUACAAAGCUAUAUUCUUUUUCUGAGAAAUCAGUUAAAACUAGUCCUGUGAAUGAUGGUAUACUCUGAACCGUCACGAAUAGUGGUUAUAAAAUGUUUUUUAGCGGGAAAGUCUAGGAAGAUGUUUACUAAAUAUUAGCGUUUGUUUGCAACCUAAAAAAUGUUCUUGAUAUUCAUUUAACUACAUAUUUUAAGUAUUAAUUUUAAUAAAAACAAUUAUUUUUGUUUUUACCUAACUUUAAAAUAUGUCAAAUUCCAAUGUAAUAAGUGCAGUUCAUUUAGAAAAACUAGAUCAUAAUAUUGAUGAAAUUAAAUUGAGAGCAUUGGAUAAUAUAAUAUCAAAAUUGGACGAUGGUUUUAAAUUCAAUUCUCCAAAAACUGAAAGAGAAUUCAUUCACAAACUUUUCAACUGGUUCAUCUCUAAAUCACUUCCUUGUUCUCCUGAUAAAAUCUUAAAUUUAAUUCAUCAAUUAAUUAAUACAAAUCAAUUAAAUGCACAUAAUUAUGGAAACAUUGAGUUCAGAAGAAAAUUAUCUGAGUUAAAAACUAAACUAGAUUCCACAUGGCAUGGUAAAUUAAAUGAUAUUGAAUCAGCUGUAUCAAAACAAUUGUUAUCAUCAAACCAGCUUGAGUUAACUCAUACUAGCGCAGAUUCACAACAAUUUAAUAAUGAAGUUAGUAAAAAUAAUGGAAACAACAUAAUAGAAAAUAUUAAUGAAGCUUUCAUCGAUGAACAAGGGACCGAAAGUUAUUGUGAAGCAAACGACGUAGUUGAUAAAGCUUUUUUUGAACAAAUAUCUCAUCUUCAAAUUGGUGAGAAUAAAACAACUAGUAGCUUAGCCUCUGAUAAUUUAUCUACUACUCCUGUAGUAUCUAAACAAGUUGAGGAAGCUUUGAGAUGGCUCGUAUUUCCUUGGCAGCCAUUAGUUUCAUCAGAUUACGGUGUUUUAUCAGCAGUUGAAGAGACUUUAAAUUCAAGUAUUAAUACAAAUACUAAUGCUAUAAUUCGUACAUGUCAGUUUAUAUCAAAUGUCAUGCUUCAAGACUUUCCAGCAGAAGUUUUUCUUCAAAGACCAUCAAUUGUUAUGAUUCUUCAAGCUCUUCUGCAGCAGUGCUGUUUAACCCCUCAAAAUACGCAAUGUGAUGAUGUACCAUGUAUUACAUCAAUGGUGUUACGAACACUACAUAAAUUAACCCGAUCUCUUCGGUUCCGUAUUUACUAUUAUCGUGAUUCUAGUAUAGUGAAUAGAAAACAAGGAUAUUUCGGGAAAAAGAAUGAUUCUCUAUCUCUAUCUCAUUCUAUGGAUCAUGGAAGAGAAAAUAGUACAGACGAGUUUGGUAAAGAUUAUGAAGAAUUGGUUUCAAAAAUGAAUUAUAAUGCAGCAUCAUAUCAACAACCAUCAAAUGCAGUUGUAACAGUGACUGACAGUACUUUGUUAGAUGAAUCUAGUUUACAAAUGAAACAAAUGUUAAUUCCCAAUUACUGUAUUGAAACAUUAGGUCACAUUUUGAAAUUGUUGAUGAAUAUACCAAUCGAUGAUUAUUAUUAUCGUCCAAUGAAAGAUACCAAAAAUAUGAUGGAUCUUAAUUGGGAACUUUUACAACUACUUAUUGCUAGUGUAACACCUUCAAUCUGGAUGUGCUCUGAUGAAAUAUCCCGUAAAAUUCAUGAAGAUCUUAAAGUUAUCAUGGAACUUCUUGGUAAUGUUCUACAGUAUUUAACAAAUUAUCAUAACAUUGAUUACUGUAGAAUUUCAUAUUUGCAUCUUAUUUGUAUGACUUUGCAACUGUUGUGUUCAUUAAUUCCUCUAGAAGUUGCAAACUUGAUCAUUCCGAAUAACUUAAAAACUGCUAUUUGCACUGCAUUGGUUGAUCCAUCAAUUUAUAUUAUGUAUCCAGAGUUAAAUGCCAUUUUACAUGAAUAUGUACAACAUUUCCGCGGUACUUCAGAAAUGGGAUACGUCAAAUUAUUUGAUGAGAUUCGCUUUAUAACAAAAUCUAUGAAAGCUGCCAUUAUCAUAUUAAAAUCAUCAUUGACCAUUAAUGAUAUAAAUGUUGAUACUUUAAAACUCAUGUAUGUCUCGCAAUCGAGUUUAAAUUAUCACAAAAAUUUAUCUAUUAUUGAAAAAUAUAUUUAUUUAAUUAAAAAUAUACAUCAGUUAAAACUAAAUACACAAGAAAAAGUGAUUAGUGUUAAAUUGCUGUUACAUUUACUAGCUAAUGGAGAUCAACAAGUACGAAUUGCUGCGUAUAAAGAGUGUCAUUCAUUAGUGUCAUCUGUUUUGUUUGGAAUUGAUACCACUAAAGAAAUUCAUGAAAAAAAGUAUACGUGUAUUAAUGUCAAUUGCAUAUCAUUUCUGUGUAAUUCUAAUGUUCUCACGGAAAUUAUUUGUCACGGAAUGAAUGACGAAGAUAAAGUAGUGAAAAAACUAUCAGAAGAUAUAAUAAUUUUUUUAUUAAAGGGUAAAAUUCAAAUGCAAAAUAAAAUUUGGCUAGAGUUUAUUGAAGCACUUUUACCAGUGUUAUCAUUAUUGCAAUGCUAUGCUGAAAUGAAAUCACCUUUAGGUCAGUGCAUAUCGAAGAUGUUCGAUCCAGAUAUUUCAGUUGAUAUUCAACUACCACAUACAGAAGUAAUAAAAGGUAAUAUGAGAUUUCUAUUUUCAUUAGACAAUACUAUAAGAGAAGAAGGUUCUUGUAGACUUAUUUAUUUACUCGAAAAUGAAAAAAAUUCAACUGAAAAAUUACCUCGACUUGCAUCAUUACAUGGUCUUCCUUUGGCAUCAUUAAUAUUCAAUCAUGUUGAAGAAAAUCGACCAGUAUUGCUUUCUUUUGAUGGAAAAUAUGAAAAAAGUAGUAUUCUUUCAGUUUUAGAGAUGUUCAAGGUUACACCAAGUGUAGAACCCAAAAUACGCAAGUCAGCAUUAGUUCAACUAAGCGUGAUACUCACCGAUAAAUCGUUGCAUGAAUUAUUUUUACGUGAAAACGGAUUAUCAUAUAUUUUAGAAAUAUUUGAGAAAGCUUUAAUUGAAAAAAACUAUGAAAAUUAUCCAGACUCAGUAGUUCCAAUCAUAACAAUUUUGAAACUUCUGGUUUUAUCACAACCCACUGUGCGUAAUGAACUCUCUAACAGAUCAGAUAUCUUGAUGAAUAUUUUACGGAGUGUAUUUUUAUUUCCAAAUAAUUUAUGUAUUAAAGCAGAUGCUUCUAUUUUACUAUUUCUUUUACUGUUUAAUGAUCAAUUAAUUCUUCUGAAAAAUAAAUCGAAAGAUGGACAACCACAUGAUCAUCAAAGUUUUGAAAUUUCUCUACCGUAUAUUAUUUUAAAAAACAUGCAGUUACCUUUUAUCAGCAAUAGUCAUUGGAAGUUUAGUAUAAAUCGAAAACCGGAUACUUCAAUAAUUCAUUUCGGCCAUCCUAUAGUUUCAACUUUUUUGAGACAAUAUUGGGCAUGGCGAUGGAGCAGUUUAGAUGAAUUAAAUAACUCAAUACUUAGCAUGGAAAAAGAGGAUCUGGAUAAUUUGGAAAUCGCAGAAAAUCUGAGAAUUAGAGAAUCUGAAAGAAUUUGCUUGAAAUUGACAUCAGUCAGUCAUUGCUGUCAGCAACAACUUUUAAAUAUUCAAGCUUCCACAACACAUCAACAAGUCAUGUGUGCUCUCGACUAUUUAUGGAUGUAUAUUAAAUAUAUUUCACGUCUCGAACACUUCAUGAAAAUUCAAAAAUUAACUUCAAUGCCAUGGGAGAAGACUUUUCAGCGAUUUCUCUUAUGUAGUCCCACUAACAAAGAAGAUGGUCAUCUUUACGUAAAUAUUUUAAACUUUCUCAAUAUAUUAAUUAAUAUCACACAUGAUUCAAAUCUUAUAUCAUGGCUUUCAAAAAGUAUAAAAAACAUAACUAAGUUUUUAUCGGACAUUGUGGAAAAUUUUGAUCUAGAAAGUCAAGACAUUCAUCAAUCGAUUUUAAGACUCGUUCGUUCUUUAUGUCACAAUAAUUUCGAAGAAAAAUCUUUACAAAUCCAACAUCAACCGCAACAAGGAGAUAAUACGUGGAAUGUUCUUAUUCAAUUGCUAAUAUCAAAUUUAUGCUUCAAUGAUCCGCAUCAACAACACCGAGAACAACAACAGCAUUUUUAUAAUUUAGUGUAUUUGGAUUGGCUUUUGACGUGUUUAAUACAUUUAACAAGUAGAUGUCAAUGGGAUUGUCCAAGAGAUCUAUUAGUUUCUUUAGGCAAUGCUCUAAUUGAACUUAUUACUUCGUUCCACAGCAAUGGAGCUGUAAGUUUCAUGGGUCUAUCAAUUACUCGUAAUUCAAUUAUUUGCUUGAAUCAUUUAAUUCAUUAUAUGAAAAUAAAUUUUCAAAAGCCUAAUGAUUGGACUUUAUAUUGGUAUCAACAAAAAGAAAGAAACCUAAGCUGGAUUCCAAUACUUUGGAAAAAUCGAGACCCUUUGAUACGUGCAUCAGCACUUCAAUUACUUGCUGGAUUAAUCCAAGCACCUCAUAAUGCUCAGCAACUUCUCAAUGCUUUAAUCAUGGCACCUAGCGAACUUUGCCAAGAACUUUUAAAAUUUAUUGUUAACAGAGAAGAAUGUUGUAUUGUCAAAGAACAUGCUUGCAUUGCUUUGAGUAAUUUGAUAAAAACUAGCAGCGAUCCAUCUUAUGAGUAUGUUGAUUCUCUUGAAUCUAAUGCUAUAUUUCUUUAUAUUGAACGAAUGAAUGUUUACCAUGAAAUCAAUCUUAUUUGUAGCAAUAUUUUUAUGUUACCAAGUCUCGAUUCAAAAAAAGUGUCCGAAUCUCCACUUUAUUAUAAUAAUUCUACCGAAAACAAUUGUAAUGAAAAUGAAAAUUUUGGUACUCAAAGAUUUUUAUCCCUUCCUAAGGCUAUUUUACAUUUGUACAGCUGUCACGAUGAAAUGCUGAUAUUAUCUUCAUCAUCUGCUCAAGAUCAUUUAAUUGAUGCUAAUUCGUUCCCAGAAUUUCUUUCAACACCUUCUCUUAUAACUUCUAUUUGUAAAUUACUGAACAAUUUAAUCAUCGUAGGCGAAUAUGAAUGUAUCAAUAAAAUACAUGAACAUUCUCUGGAUAAAUAUUUUGUUAGAUGUCUUGGAUCAAUUCCAAAAAUAAGCUCAAAAUUUACAAAUAAUCUGAACCAAUAUUGUGAUAUUUUAGGAUUGUAUUCAAGUAUUUGUAUUAUCUUAACUAAUUGUAUAAUAUAUAGUAAAAAUUUUGCAGCUGCUGUUAAUUUUUCCCUCGAAAAUUUUGUUUUAUUAUUUAGUUAUUUAAAUAAAAAUCAUUUCAAUUGUGAUACAAAUAAAUUAAUCCAUCUGUAUAACAAGCUAUCGAUUGCAGUCUUUACUUUCUUUAGUGCUUUAUCGUCAACAGAGUCUCAAAAUGAUGAAGCUUUAAAAAACGCCAUAGAAAUAGUAGGCUUAAAUAUCGUUGUUGAAUCUAUCUAUGAUGCAAUUAAUCAGAAUGUAGACACUGAAUUACGUAUGAGCGCUAUUGCCUGUUUGUCAUUUUUACUUUCCAAAGAGAUUAUGAAUCGAGAAAAUGCUAUUGAAGAAGCAGAAGCUAAAGAAAUUGAGAUGAAAGAUAAACAAGAAAAAUGUAAUAAUGAAGCAAUUGGAUAUAAUAGUUUCUUAGAAGUUAGUACAACAUUAAGUACAACAUUUAUUCUACGUUCAUCAAUAUGUAUAAAAAAUGACGACAGUGAUGAUAAUGAUGCAUCUACAGAAGACAAAAAUAAUGAAGCACAACAAAUUACACUUAGUUCAGGAAUUUGUAAAAUUUUAAUACACCUUUUAAUUGCUCAUAAUUAUGCCAAUAAGUCAAAUUUUAAUGUACAGAGAUCGAAAGAUAAGAACAUAAUUAUUGGAGCAUUAACGAAUUUGUUAAGUAUUUCUAUUGAUGCAAAAAAUUCUGCGAUUGAAGAAAAUUUAUCUAAAAUUAGUAUUAUGAUUUUGAAGGAACUUUAUACUGAAUUGAAUCUUCAGCCAUUUAACAACAUCAAACGAAUGAAUGCAGUACGUGAAAAAAAAGGAGUUUCUUCGUUGUUCAGUGAUUUAAACCGAAUAAUGUUACUUUUAAUAAACUUUGGAUAUAAUAAUCAGACUGCAAAAAAGACAAUAAGUCAAUCAGGAUUGGCUGAUAUGAUUCACAAGUUGUGGGUGUGGAUUUCUCUAAAUGAUUCAACACUUUUGACAUCAUUAAAGUUGAUGGCUACGAUUACAACCAAUUGUCCAGAAGGUGCACAAUCGUUGACAUCUACAACAACAUUAUGGCCUGUAAUAGGUCCUAGGAAGAUGCUUACUACCGGUUCAUUAAUUCACGUUAUUAUUCAUAUGAUCACUAAAGAAAUUGAUAGAACUGAUUCUCACUUAUUCAACAUUCAACGGUUACAAUUAUCAUUCAACAUACUACGGAAUGCUGUACACAGCUAUGAUUGUCGUGUAUCUAUAGCUAAAAGUAAUCUUUUCAACUUUUUUCCGAAAAUUCAUCCAUCAACUACAAAACGAACUAAACCAUGGCUUUUUGUUGAAGUCUAUUGUUUAGAAUUUCUCAUUGACUUCACUUUUUAUGAAGAAGGGCAAACAUCUGUGUCGAAGGCAACAGAUGCUGUAGAAGUGUUAAUUCAACUUGCAAGAUGUAACACAGCUGCCACAAGAAUUUUAUCUCUAUCUACUUUACGUAAUCUGCUAUUUAAUACAUCGAAUAGACCACGAUUUAUUUCUUCAAUGGAUUUUCUUAACUUACUACAUCGAACGCUUAAAAAUGGCAGUUUAUGCGAGAUAGGAAUAGCUGGAUCUAUGCUUUGGUCUAUAGUGGCAAACAAUCAGAAAGGUAAAUUAGUUGCAAGGACUUCAGGAUUAUCCUCUUGCCUCCAUGAAGUUCUAGGACGAUUGACGUUGAUGCCGGAAAAAAAACAACAAGAUGUCGCAAAAAUGUUGCAGUAUGUCAUUAAAAUAUUGAACACAGACUUCUGAUCAUUGGCUGAUGAUAAAAGUGAUCAAAGGCAAUAUAUACAUUGGAGGAGAAGGAAGAGAAAGAGAAGCGAAGGAGAAGUGUGGUGUUGGUGCUCAGGGUCACGUGACAUCGGAUGCAUUUGCGUCAAUGCUGACCUCCGAAUAUAAGUUGUAUCCGUGCAUACUAUGCCUACUCUGAGAUUGCACCAGCAGGCGAGAAUAAUUGAGGGGACCGCAUGAGUUUUAUAGCGUAGAGCGUGGGACCAAAUGAAAUUGAUGAUUUAACAUACGAUAUAAAAUAUAAUGAAAAUAAUACCAAACUAUUUUUAUAAAAUAUUAUCUACAAUAAAAAGUAUUUAUUCAUUUUUGUAAAUUCAAACAAAGAAAAAAAUAAAAGUCAAACAAGUUACUCAAGUUUACAAAAACAUACAAGUCUAACGGAAUUUCUUAUUUCUAGUUUGUCGACAAAUAUAAAUAUGUAUAUAUUCUUCUUAAUUUUAUUCAUUGCAACAAUUUAGCUAAAAUGCCAUACAAAAUACAUAUUACUUUUUAAUUAAUUGUCGAUUUAUCUUAUCAACUGAUAAGAUAAUAAGUUGAUAUACUCUUAUGAAUCUAAUGAUAUUUGUUGGUUUAUUAUGUAUUAUUAUUUCAUUUUAUUAUUCACACAUAUUUCGAGACAAUAGCAGCUUUGGAAAUUCCAAAUGUAUGUCAGAGUGUUAAUAACUGGAGAAAAAAUUGUCAGUAUUAAAUACAAUUCCAUUGUUUUGUGUGAUGUGUCAUAAAUGGAGCCAAACUUCAGAUCUGAAGAGCAUAUGGUAUCAAGUGAAAAACCAACAGGAAAAUUGCACUUCUUGCAAUGUGCUAUCAUGAGUGAAUACCGAUCCAAUGGCUACGUUAAAUGACAUGUUAAAUAGAAAAUAAAAUAUAACAAUGAGUAGUUUUAUAAUCAUAGUAAUAAUUUAUCAAACAAGUCAUGUUCAUCAUUAACGUUAAUUCAAACAAAAAUGUCGAGAUGAUAUCGUACUAAAUUUUGAACAAUACUAGCUACCAAGUUAAUAAUUGAUGUAUCUAUAUGAUAAAAUAAUAAAAUGAGAUUAUUAUUAAAAAUCUAAAUAUUACUUUGAUCUUUUGUUAAAUAAAAAGAAAUGUUACUAUUGAUACUAAAAUUUAUUUCUUUAUUAGUACAACUGAUAUUCAGAUAUGAUCCAUGAUCAUGAAUAUAUUACAAUAAAAUGAUAAUUGGUCAUAUAUCCGUUAUCAAUAUACGUCAGCAGAGUUAUUUUUGUAAGUGUCUUUUCUUAUAUAUUUUUAUAUCAACAAUUGAGUCAAUAUAAUUAUGAUUUAAAAAUUCUUAAAUAUUUGUAGGAGAUAUAGUUCUUAGCUCUUUUUAGAAU
This is a messenger RNA of Chelonus insularis, 8704 nucleotides long. RefSeq names its product anastral spindle 3 (gene ana3). The coding region runs from base 600 to 7331 and encodes 2243 amino acids. Gene Ontology annotation, biological process: centriole-centriole cohesion; ciliary basal body organization; centriole replication. Gene Ontology annotation, cellular component: centrosome; ciliary basal body; centriole. The record is from RefSeq and is a predicted model, not a curated record. The transcript is spliced from 9 exons. NCBI's taxonomy places the organism in Eukaryota, Metazoa, Arthropoda, Insecta, Hymenoptera, Braconidae.